This is a messenger RNA of Meleagris gallopavo (turkey), 1833 nucleotides long. The record is from RefSeq and is a predicted model, not a curated record. NCBI's taxonomy places the organism in Eukaryota, Metazoa, Chordata, Aves, Galliformes, Phasianidae.
CCAGCUUCUUGUCCACCAGGACCCCCAAGUUCUUCUCUGCAGGGCGGACUGCUCUCAAGGGGCUCUUCCCCCAGUCUGUAUAAACACCUGGGAUUGCACUGGCCCAAGUGCAACACCUUUGCACUUGGCCUUGCUGAACCUCAUUAGGUUUACGUGGGCCCACUUCUCCAGCCUGUCCACGUCCCUCUGGAAGGCUUAGCUACCUGAAAAAAAACCUUACACACAAAGGUAUCAUUUGGUACAGGAGGAUGACUGUUACAUAUCCAAGGAUCAAACACAAUCCAACUGAAGCACUGGAGCACUGGCACAAGGUGCACAGAGAGGCUGGGAGCCUCCUUCUCUAGAGGUGUUCAAAGGCACUUUGGAUUCUUUCCUGUGUAACCUGCUGUAGGGAACUUGCUUUAGCAGGGGGUUGGGCUAGAUGGUCACAAGAGGUCCCUUCCAACCCCUGUGACCCUGUGAAGCUGCACUCACUUUUCCACAAGCUGGUAAUUCAUCUACAAACACACCAGGCACUAAGACACAGCACAACUCCCGGAGUAAGAGAGCACAUACUAAGUGCUGCAGAGCAAGGCUGAAGCUCACACAGGUCAGAAAGGGACAGUGCGUGCAGCACAGCUUGUCAUUUCACUGACCUUUUUUUUUUUCUUUAACAAUCAGCAGAACUUGGGCUCCACCAAUAAUUGUCUCAUUGUUUGUUUGCAGGCUUGAAGCUGUAGCUUUCAGUCGAUUUUUAUGACAAAACUAAAAUGAUAAAACCCAGAUGUGCUUUACAUUUCCCUUGUCCUGCUCUCUUGCAGCCCAUGGGAUCGGAGCGGACGGAGAUGCGCAAGCGGCAGAUGGCAGCAACCCAGGAGACCCCAGGCACGAUGCAGACUCAGCACAGCGUAGGGAACCGCGGGCCCAACGCCUGCUGCUUCUGCUGGUGCUGCUGCUGCAGCUGCUCCUGUCUUACUGUUAGAAACCAGGAAGAAGAGAGAGCAAGGAGAACAUCCCAUGAACUCCAAGCAGAGGGUAUUCCGAACUGUGAGGAAAGCCCCGCUCCUACUCUUGAAGAAGUGAAUGCUUGGGCUCAGUCAUUUGACAAGUUGAUGCUUACGCCAGCUGGUCGAAAUGCUUUUCGUGAAUUUCUACGAACAGAAUUCAGUGAAGAAAACAUGCUUUUCUGGAUGGCCUGCGAGGAACUGAAACAGGAAUCCAACAAAAGUGUCAUCGAAGAAAAAGCAAGACUGAUUUAUGAAGAUUAUAUUUCUAUCCUUUCUCCAAAGGAGGUCAGCUUGGACUCCAGAGUAAGGGAAGUGAUUAACCGAAACAUGCUGGAACCCUCACAACAUACCUUCGAUGACGCACAGCUUCAAAUCUACACCUUAAUGCACAGAGACUCCUACCCGCGGUUCAUGAACUCUGCUAUUUAUAAGGACUUGCUUCGGUCCUUAUCUGAAAAAUCCAUUGAAGCAUAAGAUUUUUUCUUAUAUGUAUUUAUUUUAAAACAAAUGGGACUCUGGGCUACCCCGAUCAACAGGGGAUUUAGUAUUCAUUUACCUGAAAACAACUCAGGCAAGUUUUACUACAGACUGAAUGCUUGGAACCCGCACAAGGCUCUGAUACGAUCAGCUAACGACAGUUUCUGAUCAAAUGAAGUAUUACUUUGCAAAAGAGAAUGAAGAACAUUUAUGUUAAAAAACAAAAAAAAAAAGCAGUAUUUUUACAUUGCAGCAUCCAACUUGGACACAAGUCUCUUAUAAUGUAUAUCUGAAGUACUGAGCAUGAAAACUCAUUUUAAGUGGACUGUCACAGUUUUCUUGAAAGUCAAACCAGUUGCUCCAUCCACAC